AUGCACAGGAUCCGUUACGAGGGCAUCAGGCCAGCCGCAGGAUACCCCUCCCAACCCGACCACACGGAGAAGAGCGCCAUGUGGACACUGGGCCAGGUGGAGGAGAGGACAGGUAGGCUCUCCUUCCAUCUGCACUGAUUUGGAAACAACUGGCCCUUGGUGAAAGGCAGCCUAAUGAUGAGCGCCCACCAUAUUGAUUCCACCGAUCCUGUCAUUUCCUAUCAGGGCAGAUGAAGGCCUAAUAGAGAUGGGGCCGUAGAGUAGUUUCUGCAUCGUAGACUUCUUUCUGUGUUGGUAGUCUUUUAUGACUGAUGACCCUGGUCCUCUGUAGCUCAGCUGGUAGAGCACGGCGCUUGUAACGCCAAGGUAGUGGGUUCGAUCCCCGGGACCACCCAUACACAAAAAUGUAUGCACGCAUGACUGUAAGUCGCUUUGGAUAAAAGCAUCUGCUAAAUGGCAUAUUAUUAUUAUUAUUAUUAUUAUUAUUAUUAUUAUUAUUAUUAUUAUUAUUGAUAGCUACCCCAAUCCAGCCGCUUGAGGAAGUCUGUAAAUGAGGUUUUGAUGAAUAUGUCGUCUGAUGUUUUUCCAGGUAUCAAGUUGACUGAGUCUCUGGCCAUGACCCCAGCGGCUGCUGUCUCUGGGCUGUACUUCUCUAACCCCAAAUCGACCUACUUCGCAGUGGGAAAGAUCACCAAAGAACAGGUACUGAUACAGGCUCAGAUGAGAUUAAAUUGGGGUUAAUGUAACUGAUUAAAUACCCUAUGUGGCGCCCCCUUGGGGCCACCUCACCACACUACCUUUUUUAAAGAUUUGGUGUCAGCGGUGGGAUCUAACACUAAAAGAGGGCCUCACUAAAUCAAAUCAGAUCACUAGCAGACCUGCAAACCUGCACGCAUUUUGAGCUUGUAGUACGCCGGUAUGAAAAACUACCCUAAAAUACGCAUUGUGGUUUUUGACUCAACCGUCGGGAAGUUGGAGCUGAGCCAAUCGGAGGACAAAUCUCCAGCGUCGCUGUGCGGAAAACAGACAUGGCGGAGAGAGCGGGGUGUUCUGCUAAUACCGUCCUUCACAGAAAGUUACGUUAGACUGUUAAAGGUUAGCAGGCCUAUGUUAACGAAUCAGUUCUGGAUCUGUCCUCUUGAUAUAACUGUAUAUCAACAGUAGGCUGCUAAUUUAAGUUUGGACGGUAUCCAGAUUGUCAUACCUUCAUACCGACCUUCUACCAAUCCCGGGAUAUUCGGUAAUACCGGCACUGACCACAAGGGCCGCUGUUUUCAAACCCUACUGACACUGUAAUCCGAAGGUUAGCAAUACUAACAAGUACAUGUAAAAUCUCAUAGAGAAUGCUAACUAAAUGCUAACGAGCGCAUUGCGAACAUUUUGGACAGUUUCUGACCUAAACUAUACAAGUAACUGAAAAAUGCUACUCACAGUUUGCUGCACGCACAAAACAAAUAUUAGCCAGCAAGGCUGUUGAUCCAGGAGGGGAUUCUCUGCUGUUUACCAAGCGAAUGCUUGAUUUUGGAAGAAGCUAACCACUUAGCUAGAUAACUAACUUGCCACUAAAUUAGCAAACCGAAUAUACAACUGCAGAGCAUUUAGCACAUUGUAGACAGUUAACUUAAUAGUUAUAAGAUAUCUAGCUGGCAAACAUUUAGUUGUGAAUUCCAUCCUGUGAUUAGAUCACCUGGCCCAUGCUGCACAACAGGGAGUGACUCCCAAGGCUCAGGUAUCUCCUCGUUGUGUGCUUGUAAACAAACACCAUGUGACUGGGGAUUACCGUAAGCUUCAUAAUAGUGUGACUGGGGAUUACCGUAAACUUCAUAAUAGUGUGACUGGGGAUUACCGUAAACUUCAUAAUAGUGUGACUGGGGAUUACCGUAAGCUUCAUAAUAGUGUGACUGGGGAUUACCGUAAGCUUCAUAAUAGUGUGACUGGGGGAUUACCGUAAGCUUCAUAAUAGUGUGACUGGGGAUUACCGUAAGCUUCAUAAUAGUGUGACUGGUGAAAUGAAGAACGCACUGUUCUUUAUCUCCUAAUGUAUUGCACAAGUUGACUGCAGGUAUUUACUUAAAAAAGUAGCUACAAAUAUUUAAAAUGUAUUUUUUUAAAAACUUCAAAUAAAUAGUUUCAACGCUAUUGACUGUAUUGGAAAAACCAUCCCGUGGCUAUUUCCAAGUCCCCCGGGUAUACGGUAUACUGCCCAAGCCUACUGCUAAUGAUGUGGUAAUAGUCAGUUCACCGAUGAAUGGUAGCCGUAGUAGUCCGACCUGAUGGAUGAGGUCAGGGGUGGAGAUCUGAUGGAUGAGGUCAGGGAUGGAGACCUGAUGGAUGAGGUCAGGGAUGGAGACCUGAUGGAUGAGGUCAGGGAUGGAGACCUGAUGGAUGAGGUCAGGGAUGGAGACCUGAUGGAUGAGGUCAGGGAUGGAGACCUGAUGGAUGAGGUCAGGGAUGGAGACCUGAUGGAUGAGGUCAGGGAUGGAGAUCUGAAACGUGCUCAUAUAGCCCCUAGUUCAGUUGUUUCAUCUUCCAAAUAGCCUCCAGUAAGCUACACUAAUACGUUGCAUUCAGUAGUUGAGAUCAAACGCCAGACUGCUGUGUUGGCUACGUUGUUUGAUUAUCAUUUAAGACUCUAGGUUUCAGGAAAUGGCAGUUACAGGUUUUUAAAAAAAUGCUAAAUGCUCCAAUUUACUGAGGGGGAAGUUGGCUGUCCCCGUCCGGACCUCCCCCCUACCCAACCAGAGACCUACAUUUACAUUUACAUUUUAGUCAUUUAGCAGACGCUCUUAUCCAGAGCGACUUACAUGAGCAAUUAGGGUUAAGUGCCUUGCUCAAGGGCACAUCGACAGAUUUUUCACCUAGUCGGCUCGGGGAUUAGAACCAGCGACCUUUCGGUUACUGGCACAACGCUCUUACCCACUAAGCUACCUGCCGCCCUACAUCAGCACCGCCUUGUCAGAAAAUCCAAGGGAGAGCCCUGAUUGGUACAUUUUAAAUGUAUUUCUAGUUAGCUAGUGAAGAGCAGCCAGUUACCAUGAACCGAUCAGUCUAUUGCCUACCCUUCGUACUGAGGCAGUCUUCUGCCAACAUCAUUAUCAGGCUAGAAAAGGUUCAUUUGUCUAUGAUUUGAGCCGUGUGGGUGUCGCUACGCGCCGUCGUGAGGGUCGGGGAUGCCUCCGCCGCGCUAAAGUGGGACUCAUGAAAAUGAUUCAAGGUUGGCAGGUCUGCACUAGUCUCAUCACAUACUAGGGAUGUCCUGACAUUAUGCUAAUGUUGUUAAUGUGUGGUAUGUCCUGACAUUACGUUCAUGUUGUUAAUGUGUGGUAUGUCAUGUCCUGACAUUAUGUUCAUGUGUGGUAUGUCUUGACAUUAUGUUAAUGUUGUUAAUGUGUGGUAUGUCAUGUCUUGACAUUAUGUUCAUGUGUGGUAUGUCAUGUCUUGACAUUACGUUCAUGUUGUUAAUGUGUGGUAUGUCAUGUCUUGACAUUACGUUCAUGUUGUUAAUGUGUGGUAUGUCAUGUCUUGACAUUGUUAAUGUUGUUAAUGUGUGGUAUGUCAUGUCUUGACAUGAUGUUAAUGUUGUUAAUGUGUGGUAUGUCAUGUCUUGACAUUAUGUUAAUGUUGUUAAUGUGUGGUAUGUCAUGUCUUGACAUUAUGUUAAUGUUGUUAAUGUGUGGUAUGUCAUGUCUUGACAUUAUGUUGAUGUUGUUAAUGUGUGGUAUGUCAUGUCUUGACAUUAUGUUGAUGUUGUUAAUGUGUGGUAUGUCAUGUCUUGACAUUAUGUUGAUGUUGUUAAUGUGUGGUAUGUCUUGACAUUGUUAAUGUUGUUAAUGUGUGGUAUGUCAUGUCUUGACAUGAUGUUAAUGUUGUUAAUGUGUGGUAUGUCAUGUCUUGACAUGAUGUUAAUGUGUGGUAUGUCAUGUCUUGACAUUAUGUUAAUGUUGUUAAUGUGUGGUAUGUCAUGUCUUGACAUUAUGUUAAUGUGUGGUAUGUUAUGUCUUGACAUUAUGUUAAUGUGUGGUAUGUUAUGUCUUGACAUGAUGUUAAUGUUGUUAAUGUGUGGUAUGUCAUGUCUUGACAUUAUGUUGAUGUUGUUAAUGUGUGGUAUGUCAUGUCUUGACAUUAUGUUGAUGUUGUUAAUGUGUGGUAUGUCUUGACAUUGUUAAUGUUGUUAAUGUGUGGUAUGUCAUGUCUUGACAUGAUGUUAAUGUGUGGUAUGUUAUGUCUUGACAUGAUGUUAAUGUUGUUAAUGUGUGGUAUGUCAUGUCUUGACAUUAUGUUAAUGUUGUUAAUGUGUGGUAUGUCAUGUCUUGACAUUAUGUUAAUGUUGUUAAUGUGUGGUAUGUCAUGUUUUGACAUUAUGUUAAUGUUGUUAAUGUGUGGUAUGUCAUGUCUUGACAUUAUGUUAAUGUUGUUAAUGUGUGGUAUGUCUUGACAUUGUUAAUGUUGUUAAUGUGUGGUAUGUCAUGUCUUGACAUGAUGUUAAUGUGUGGUAUGUUAUGUCUUGACAUGAUGUUAAUGUUGUUAAUGUGUGGUAUGUCAUGUCUUGACAUUAUGUUAAUGUUGUUAAUGUGUGGUAUGUCAUGUCUUGACAUUAUGUUAAUGUUGUUAAUGUGUGGUAUGUCAUGUUUUGACAUUAUGUUAAUGUUGUUAAUGUGUGGUAUGUCAUGUCUUGACAUUAUGUUAAUGUUGUUAAUGUGUGGUAUGUUAUGUCUUGACAUUAUGUUAAUGUGUGGUAUGUCAUGUCUUGACAUUAUGUUAAUGUUGUUAAUGUGUGGUAUGUCAUGUCUUGACAUUAUGUUGAUGUUGUUAAUGUGUGGUAUGUCUUGACAUUGUUAAUGUUGUUAAUGUGUGGUAUGUCAUGUCUUGACAUGAUGUUAAUGUGUGGUAUGUUAUGUCUUGACAUGAUGUUAAUGUUGUUAAUGUGUGGUAUGUCAUGUCUUGACAUUAUGUUAAUGUUGUUAAUGUGUGGUAUGUCAUGUCUUGACAUUAUGUUAAUGUUGUUAAUGUGUGGUAUGUCAUGUCUUGACAUUAUGUUAAUGUUGUUAAUGUGUGGUAUGUCAUGUCUUGACAUUAUGUUAAUGUUGUUAAUGUGUGGUAUGUCAUGUCUUGACAUUAUGUUGAUGUUGUUAAUGUGUGGUAUGUCAUGUCUUGACAUUAUGUUGAUGUUGUUAAUGUGUGGUAUGUCAUGUCUUGACAUUAUGUUGAUGUUGUUAAUGUGUGGUAUGUCUUGACAUUGUUAAUGUUGUUAAUGUGUGGUAUGUCAUGUCUUGACAUGAUGUUAAUGUUGUUAAUGUGUGGUAUGUCAUGUCUUGACAUGAUGUUAAUGUGUGGUAUGUCAUGUCUUGACAUUAUGUUAAUGUUGUUAAUGUGUGGUAUGUCAUGUCUUGACAUUAUGUUAAUGUGUGGUAUGUUAUGUCUUGACAUUAUGUUAAUGUGUGGUAUGUUAUGUCUUGACAUGAUGUUAAUGUUGUUAAUGUGUGGUAUGUCAUGUCUUGACAUUAUGUUGAUGUUGUUAAUGUGUGGUAUGUCAUGUCUUGACAUUAUGUUGAUGUUGUUAAUGUGUGGUAUGUCUUGACAUUGUUAAUGUUGUUAAUGUGUGGUAUGUCAUGUCUUGACAUGAUGUUAAUGUGUGGUAUGUUAUGUCUUGACAUGAUGUUAAUGUUGUUAAUGUGUGGUAUGUCAUGUCUUGACAUUAUGUUAAUGUUGUUAAUGUGUGGUAUGUCAUGUCUUGACAUUAUGUUAAUGUUGUUAAUGUGUGGUAUGUCAUGUUUUGACAUUAUGUUAAUGUUGUUAAUGUGUGGUAUGUCAUGUCUUGACAUUAUGUUAAUGUUGUUAAUGUGUGGUAUGUCUUGACAUUGUUAAUGUUGUUAAUGUGUGGUAUGUCAUGUCUUGACAUGAUGUUAAUGUGUGGUAUGUUAUGUCUUGACAUGAUGUUAAUGUUGUUAAUGUGUGGUAUGUCAUGUCUUGACAUUAUGUUAAUGUUGUUAAUGUGUGGUAUGUCAUGUCUUGACAUUAUGUUAAUGUUGUUAAUGUGUGGUAUGUCAUGUUUUGACAUUAUGUUAAUGUUGUUAAUGUGUGGUAUGUCAUGUCUUGACAUUAUGUUAAUGUUGUUAAUGUGUGGUAUGUUAUGUCUUGACAUUAUGUUAAUGUGUGGUAUGUCAUGUCUUGACAUUAUGUUAAUGUUGUUAAUGUGUGGUAUGUUAUGUCUUGACAUUAUGUUAAUGUGUGGUAUGUUAUGUCUUGACAUUAUGUUAAUGUGUGGUAUGUUAUGUCUUGACAUUAUGUUAAUGUGUGGUAUGUCAUGUCCUGACAUUAUGUUAAUGUUGUUAAUGUGUGGUAUGUCAUGUCUUGACGUUAUGUUAAUGUUGUUAAUGUGUGGUAUGUCAUGUCUUGAUGUUAUGUUCAUGUUGUUAAUGUGUGGUAUGUCACGUUAAUGUGUGGUAUGUCAUGUUAAUGUGUGGUAUGUCACGUUAAUGUGUGGUAUGUCAUGUUAAUGUGUGGUAUGUCUUGUUAAUGUGUGGUAUGUCACGUUAAUGUGUGGUAUGUCUUGUUAAUGUGUGGUAUGUCACGUUAAUGUGUGGUAUGUCACGUUAAUGUGUGGUAUGUCACGUUAAUGUGUGGUAUGUCACGUUAAUGUGUGGUAUGUCACGUUAAUGUGUGGUAUGUCACGUUAAUGUGUGGUAUGUCACGUUAAUGUGUGGUAUGUCACGUUAAUGUGUGGUAUGUCACGUUAAUGUGUGGUAUGUCACGUUAAUGUGUGGUAUGCCAUGUUAAUGUGUGGUAUGUCAUGGUAAUGUGUGGUAUGUCAUGGUAAUGUGUGGUAUGUCAUGGUAAUGUGUGGUAUGCCAUGUUAAUGUGUGGUAUGGCAUGUUAAUGUGUGGUAUGUCAUGUUACCACAGGUGGAGGACUAUGCUGGGAGGAAAGAGAUGCCAGUGUCAGAGGUGGAACGCUGGCUGGGGCCAAUCCUGGGCUACGACACUGACUGA
Coregonus sp. 'balchen' is the source of this 6989-nucleotide messenger RNA. The record is from the annotation of a GenBank genome assembly. NCBI's taxonomy places the organism in Eukaryota, Metazoa, Chordata, Actinopteri, Salmoniformes, Salmonidae.